This is a messenger RNA of Vanessa atalanta (red admiral), 1536 nucleotides long. RefSeq lists its product as uncharacterized. The transcript has 3 exons. Bases 1 to 1536 code for a protein of 511 amino acids. Lineage: Eukaryota; Metazoa; Arthropoda; Insecta; Lepidoptera; Nymphalidae. Gene Ontology annotation, molecular function: nucleic acid binding. Gene Ontology annotation, biological process: DNA integration. The record is from RefSeq and is a predicted model, not a curated record.
AUGAAGACUCCGCUAAUCAUACCUCACGAAGGUCAUUUAACAAACUUGCUAAUAGACAAAGCGCAUAGAAAUACAUUUCAUGGUGGUACAAGGUUGACUCUAUCACGCCUAAAACAGCAUUACUGGGUGUUAGGAGGGAACAGAGCGGUUAAGAAGUAUAUCCGCAAGUGUGUUACCUGCAGAAAGCAUAACCCCGAUAAGCAAUACCAACUUAUGGGUGAUUUACCAGCAGCCCGCACCAAUCCAACCCGGCCGUUUUACAACUGCGGCGUCGACUUCACUGGCUACGUUGACGUCAAAUACAACAAAGGUCGAGGAGUCAAGACGACCAAAGGAUACAUUGCCGUAUUCGUUUGUAUGCUGACAAAAGCAGUGCAUCUCGAGCUUGUCUCCGAUUUAUCUUCGUCAGCAUUUAUAUCAGCACUUCGGCGGAUGGCAGCUAGACGCGCCGGUCGCAUCAUACAGAAAGAGUUCUUUAACUUGCAACAAUUAUUAGAUCAACAAAUUUAUCACCAAAUCACUGACAUAGAAAUAGAAUUUCAUUUUAACGCGCCAUCUUGGCCCAGUGCCGGCGGGCUCUGGGAAGCAGCGGUCAAGAGCCUUAAGCAUCACCUUCGAAGAGUACUUGGAGAACAAAAACUCACCUAUGAGGAAUAUUCUACGUUAUUAGCACAGAUAGAAGCAUGUUUGAACACUAGACCUCUGUGUGCUAUCACAGAAGAUCCCGAGGACAUAAAUUUUCUCACACCGUCUCACUUCUUAUCAAGUGGCCUGACGCUUAGCAUCAUAGGAACCGAACGAGAUGAAAGGACAAGAUGGCAGCUAACACAAAAAAUCUUUAAUGAUUUAUGGAAACGUUGGCAAAACGAAUAUCUGUGUCAAUUAUCAGCUCGCAGUAAGUGGCAGCAGCUCCAGCAGAAUCAACAAAUAGGCGAUUUAGUCAUCAUUCAUGACACGAACUUACCUCCCGGCAAAUGGCUACUUGGCAGAGUCGUCGAUUUGCACCCUGGAAAGGAUGGGCAUGUACGGGUCGUAACAGUCAAGACGAAGAAUGGCAACAUCCAAAGACCAGUCGUAAAGUUAUCAACGUUGCCUAUUAGUAAUAAAGGAAGUUUACUACAACAAUCUAAACAAUCAACUUCAUCAGAAACUGCAUCGAAAAUAUUUAAACCGAAAGUUCGUUCCGGCAUCAAGACAAUGCUUAUAACUUUAUUUACAAUGUUGCUUAUAUUACCGACACAAUGUUCAUAUAACAUAGCGCAAUUGAAAGACAAUCAAGCGAUCUAUUUCGACAAGAUUUCUAAUAUGCAUUUAGCAAGAGGCGAAUGGAAGCUUAUUGUUUAUUUUGACAUGAAACCGUAUUGGGAAGGCUCCGAGAUUUCUAUCAGCAGAAGCAGCGUCAGCGCCGAAGAACGCGACAGGAACACCUCUGCGAGCAAUGCAGUCAAUACACACAUCGUCACCGCCGCCAUCGCAGGUCCCGCGCGCCGCAGAUCGCGUGCGCUCCUCAACGACAUCGGGCAACUCUACCAAUGA